Molecule: messenger RNA, 2061 nt
Organism: Cladocopium goreaui
Lineage: Eukaryota; Dinophyceae; Suessiales; Symbiodiniaceae
Source: the annotation of a GenBank genome assembly
AUGACCUAUUCGAACAUGUUCCAUAUCAAGGCAAUGCCCUUUGGAUGCUUUCGCGAUUUUCCCUGGAGGGUUUGGCUCUCCGCUCCAGUGUCUCUUUGGGCCCCGGGUAACUUCUCGAUCCGCGAAAUGGCUGCAGUGCUUCUCUUGGUGCUGCCGUUCCUGGCUGCCGCCAGUCCCGGCCUGCGCGGCGACGGCGCUUCCAGUUAUGUGGACAGUGUGCAGUGCAGCGGCAGCGGCGCGUUGCCCGAGAACGUGUGCUUCAGCGGCAGUAUCCUGAAGCAGACCUUUGACAUUGAGGUGGUCAGCUAUGAUGGUACAACUGGCAAGGUCAAUUUGAAGGCGGAAGUGGACGUGGAAGUUGAUGCAGACAUGGUCGAGGAGAAACUGGAGGCGGAGGAAGAGGAGGAGGCGGAGGAGGAGAAGGAGGAGGAGGAGGAGGCCUUGCAUGUGUGGCUUUGGUUUGCAGCCGAGACCAACAUGGAACCCAACAACCUUGUCUUGAAAGCGGACGGAUCACUGAGUGCCCAGUGCGAUGGUGCGGAAUUUGAGAACCAGGACACGCUGAUCGUGAACCUCGUGAAACCCUACAAUGUGAGGUUCGCUGCUGCCAGUCCUGGCCUCCGCGGUGAAAGCGGUGGCAGCGUCUACGUGGACACGGUGCAGUGCAGCGGCUUGGGCGCGUUGCCCACGGAGCCGGUCUGCUUUAGCGGCAGCGUGUUGCUGGAAACCUUUGACAUUGAGGUGGUCAGCUAUGAUGGUAAGGUGGGCACCGUGAACCUCAAGGCUGAAGGCUCGCAAAACGCCCAGUGCGACGGGGCACAGUUCGAGAACCAGGAUAAUGCCAUCACCAUUGAGAACGACAAGGGCUGUGGUCUCAGCAAGUACGACUACACGGUGAGGUACUGCCCGGACCAGGACUCGCUGAUCGUAAACCUGGUGAAGCCCUUCAAUGUCAGAAUGGUCCUCAACAGCAAGUCAUGCCCGGCUGCCGGGGAGGUUUGGGACAUCCAUUUGGCUGUGGCCAGUUUCACAUGUUCGGUCACUGGAGGUCUACCCUUUGCAGAUAAUUCAGGAAGCGUCACCUUACCUGUCUCCGUGGACAUCACCAUGGGACCGAAGUCAAUGUCCUUCGGGUACUCCGGCGACCUGUGCCGGGGGUUUCUGGCUGCCGGCAGCCCUCGCGCCCUCCGCGGCGACGGCGGCAGCGUCUACGUGGACACCAUCUCGUGCACCGGGGACGGCACGUUGCCCAUGGAACCAGUCUGCUUCAGCGGCAGCAUUUUGUUGGAGACCUUUGACAUCGAGGUGGUGAGCUAUGACGGCAAGGUUGGCACAGUGAACCUCAAGGCCUGGAUUGAUGCAGCCGAAGGCUCUCAGAACGCGCAAUGCGAUGGAGCGCAGUUUGAGAACCAGGCCCAUAAAGGUCAGCAUUCCCCAUGUGCCGGCUUGGACCACAUCCCAGCAGCCAUGGACAUGGACAAUCCUCCUGACAAUGCCAUCACCAUUGAGAACGACAAGGGCUGCGGCCUCACCAAGUAUGACUACACCGUGAGGUACUGCCCAGACCAGGCGAGGGUGGGCGAAGAUGUGACUGCCGUGGGUUCAGUUGACUCGCUGAUCGUGAACCUGGUGAAGCCCUUCAACGUCCGGGUGGUCCUGACCAGCAAGUUAUGCCCAGCUGCUGGCGAAUGUCCAGCAAUGUCCAGGUUCAACAUGGUUCCACCAGGGAUGCAGUGGAAUAGGUUGGAUGGAGAUGGCACCCCCAAAAUUCCCAUGGAAUUCGUUUGGAACCUGGACUUCGCAAAGAUGAGUUUCUGGCCAGAAACCUGGAAAGUUCCAUGGAAUCACUGUGUGAAAGGUGUAGCUUGGGGCAUUAGCUCCAAAGGCCAGAAAGAGUGGACGUAUCAUAAAGAGCUGGGCGACUGGGGGGAAAACCAGCCGUUCCCUGCGGUUCCCUGCGACCGUUCAGCAAGGCAAUGCCCUUGGUGGAGUUAUUCUCAGCCUGACUCAAUGGAGCAGGCCAAAAGUGCUGCUGGCUACCUGAUUUUUGGGGAGUAUCAC